Molecule: messenger RNA, 1351 nt
Organism: Caenorhabditis elegans
Lineage: Eukaryota; Metazoa; Nematoda; Chromadorea; Rhabditida; Rhabditidae
Gene: T22D1.5
Product: EF-hand domain-containing protein
Exons: 6
Coding region: 29-1204 (391 amino acids)
Source: RefSeq, marked reviewed
UGUUCAAAUACGCUCAUCCCACGUGAAAAUGAGCCAGCAGAUUCAGAUGAAGUCUGUUAUUGAUGUGAAGUUCCCGACGCAUCUGUUUUCCCCGCUUGCCACGUCAUCACCAAAACUCACGAGAAUGAGAGCUCCGAUUCGCGAUCAGUCGUGGUCCUCUUGCUCGGAUGACUCCAGCGGAAAUCUGACGUCUCAAGCAAUCACUGGAGUCGAUGAUUCGCACAUAGAAGCGACGAAACUCGAAAAUGAAAGCAGUACAUCUUCGUGCUCAAUGCACACUGCUUUGGAGUUUGUUAACUCAUCAAUUUUCGAAAGAGUGCGGUCGUAUUCAGAAGUGAUCACACGCGAAGAAUUGCAGUCAGCUAUUUUCGAGCGGAAACUGACUGAAACGGACUGUUCAAAGGAGGAAGCUGAAAUGUAUUCGAUCAUUGUCACUGAGCGUAUACUCUGGACUGCUGGGCGAACGUGGACGGGAACGAUUCAAGUUAAGACUAAAGAUCUUCUAAAUGACUACGUGCGUUAUGCAUGCGAGGAUUGGUACAUGAAGCACACCGGACAACUCUGCGCAGUCGAGCUCAAUCAUAUUGGCAAAUGGGAUGAGAUAUUUGAUUCGAAUGCCAUCGCCAUUUACUGCUACGAAACCGGUAUUCCAACAAUAAUCGUCGACCGAAUCUUCUCGAGUAACCUAGUGCGUCGUUCAACGGGAAACUAUCUCGAUACGAAAGAAGUGACGUGGCUCAUAUUUGCGAUGAUUGGGACUGACGAGAAUCAAUCGAUCGAGUAUUGGUUCCGCGUCCUUGAUGUGCAAUCUACAGGAAUCCUUCAAUUGGACGACCUGCGGAUGUUCUACGAUGCCAUCACAAAGUUUCUUGUCAAUAACAAUGUGCAAUCCCUGCCGUUCGAAAACGCUAUCGCUCAAUUUCGGGACAUCCUUGGCACAGACAAAUGGAAUCUGCAAUCAUUCAAAAAGAACUCGCAACUUGCCUUCAGAGUGAUCAAUGGCUUUGUCUGCGCUCUUCGCUUUCUUGAGCAGGAAAUUUGUGAGAAAACGAACACCGAACGCCAAGAUGAUGAGGAAUUUGGGAUGGUUCGGACUCGUUGGCAACGUUUGAUCGACCACAAAUUUGACGAUUACUAUGCUCAAUCCAGCACGUCAUCAUCAGGGUCGUUCAACAUCAAUAACGAACCAAUAAAUCCUGUUUAAGUAAUCCUAAAGUUUAAUCAUGUCAGAUAAUCAUUCCCUAUUGUAUUUAAUCGCCUGGUCCCAUAUCUUAUGUGCAAUUUUCACAAAUUUCAGUAUUCUUGUAAAAUGUCAGGCGGAUUCAUGUAAACAAUAAGAUUGUUCCUGCUC